Messenger RNA from Budorcas taxicolor (takin), 3615 nucleotides. It is a transcript of the gene FEM1A, whose product is annotated as fem-1 homolog A. Gene Ontology annotation, molecular function: protein binding. Lineage: Eukaryota; Metazoa; Chordata; Mammalia; Artiodactyla; Bovidae. The transcript has a single exon. The record is from RefSeq and is a predicted model, not a curated record. Bases 125 to 2086 code for a protein of 653 amino acids.
GCACCUAAGAUGGCGGUGGGGGAGACGGUGAAGGUUGCCGCCUGCCCCCCGGGGCGCUAGUCCGCCGUCCCUCGGUCCCCUCGUCCCCCGGCGGCCGGCCCAUGGCCUGGCGGAGGCCCAGAUCAUGGACCUCCACACCGCCGUGUACAAUGCCGCCCGCGACGGCAAGCUGCAGCUCCUUCAGAAGCUGCUCAGCGGCCGGAGCCGGGAGGAGCUGGACGAGCUGACGGGCGAGGUGGCCAGCGGGGGUACGCCGCUGCUCAUCGCCGCCCGUUACGGCCACCUGGACGUAGUCGAGUACCUGGUGGACCGGUGCGGCGCGAGUGUGGAGGCGGGCGGCUCGGUGCACUUUGAUGGCGAGAUCAUCGAGGGCGCGCCGCCGCUGUGGGCCGCCUCGGCCGCCGGCCACUUGGACGUGGUGCGGAGCCUGCUGCGCCGCGGGGCCUCGGUGAACCGCACCACGCGUACCAACUCGACGCCCCUGCGCGCCGCCUGCUUCGACGGGCACCUGGAGGUGGUGCGCUAUUUGGUGGGCGAGCACCAGGCGGACCUGGAGGUGGCCAACCGGCACGGGCACACGUGCCUCAUGAUCUCCUGUUACAAGGGCCACCGCGAGAUCGCCCGCUACCUGCUGGAGCAGGGCGCCCAGGUGAACCGGCGCAGCGCCAAGGGCAACACAGCUCUGCACGACUGCGCCGAGUCUGGCAGCCUGGAGAUUCUGCAGCUGCUGCUCGGCUGCAACGCCCGCAUGGAGCGUGAUGGCUACGGCAUGACACCGUUGCUGGCGGCCAGCGUGACGGGCCACACCAACAUCGUGGAGUACCUCAUCCAGGAGCAGCCUGCUGGGGACGAGCAGGCGCAGCCCGGGCUGGCCAGGGCGCAGCCCCAGGGCGCCCACUCGUCCCCCGAGGAGCCCCCGAGCGGUGAAUCGUACGAGAGCUGCUGCCCCACCAGCAGGGAAGCCGCCGUGGAAGCCUUGGAGCUGCUGGGAGCCACCUACGUGGAUAAGAAGCGGGAUCUGCUCGGGGCCCUGAAACACUGGAGACGGGCGAUGGAGCUGCGGCACCAGGGGGGCGAGUAUCUGCCCAAACCGGAGCCCCCGCAGUUGGUCCUGGCCUAUGACUACUCGAGGGAGGUGAACACCACCGAGGAACUGGAGGCGCUCAUUACCGACCCGGAUGAGAUGCGCAUGCAGGCCCUGCUGAUCCGAGAGCGCAUCCUAGGUCCUUCCCACCCGGACACGUCCUACUACAUCCGCUACCGGGGCGCGGUGUACGCCGACUCGGGCAACUUCGAGCGCUGCAUCCGCCUGUGGAAGUACGCCCUGGACAUGCAGCAAAACAACCUGGAGCCUCUGAGUCCCAUGACAGCCAGCAGUUUCCUGUCCUUCGCCGAACUCUUCUCCUACGUGCUCCAGGACCGCUCGGCCAAGGGCAGCCUAGGCACGCCCAUCGGCUUCGCAGACCUCAUGGGGGUGCUGUGCAAAGGGGUGCGGGAAGUGGAGCGGGCCCUGCAGCUGCCCAAGGAGCCCGGGGACUCGGCACAGUUUACCAAGGCCCUGGCCAUCAUCCUCCACCUGCUCUACCUGCUGGAGAAGGUGGAGUGCACGCCCGACCAGGAGCACCUGAAACACCAGACCGUCUACCGGCUGCUCAAGUGCGCCCCCCGCGGCAAGAACGGCUUCACCCCUCUGCACAUGGCCGUGGACGCAGAGACCACCAACGUGGGCCGCUACCCGGUGGGCAGGUUCCCCUCCCUGCAGGUGGUCAAGGUGUUGCUAGACUGCGGGGCCGACCCAGACAGCCGUGACUUCGACAACAACACCCCACUGCACAUCGCAGCGCAGAACAACUGCCCGGGCAUCAUGAACGCUCUGAUUGAGGCGGGGGCCCACAUGGACGCCACCAACGCCUUCAAGAAGACGGCCUACGAGCUGCUGGACGAAAAGCUGCUGGCCAAGAGCACCAUCCAGCCCUUCAACUACGUGACCCUGCAGUGCCUUGCGGCCCGCGCCCUGGACAAGAACAAGAUCCCCUACAAGGGCUUCAUCCCUGAGGAGCUGGAGGCCUUCAUCGAGCUGCACUGACCACACUGACCAUAGUGGGAGAGGCGAACCCCAGGAGGGCGGGGCCCGCACCGGUCCCGCCCUCUCUCUGGGAGCACUUCCGGUGGCUAGAAACCUGGGAGUGCGACAAAGGGGAGGGGCUCUCCCGCCUCCAUGGCCCCCUCCCCUCCGCAGGGAGUGGGGAUAGGAGUGAGCGAGCUGUCGGUGCUAGAAGCCUUCUGGGUGACGCGCUCGGAGAAUGGACUUUAUUGCAGGAGCUUGUGCACCCAUCUUUGGCCGGGAGAAGACGCUCAACCUUCCACACGCCCCGUUUGCCUGGGUUAAGGAGGGUCUUGCUUUCUGACUCAGAGGCGGAUGAGUUGAAGCCAUUGCCUUGCUCCCCCACGUAGAAACGCAGGAAGAAGCUGAGAGUUGGUCCGGCCUCCGGAUAGACCUAGACCCCCCCAGUGCAGGGUUAGGACGGCGGCCCCGAGGGGAAGCUGGGAGACCUGCCUUUUCUAGCACGUUCGCACCUGCUCCCUCCACCCUGCAGUGGGUAAGGGUCUCCACCCGGGGAGGGGCAGCCUGCUCUUUGCGUAGCUUUCGUGGUUUGGUGUUCUGUUUAUUUACUCAGCCGGCAGGUUACAGGUGUGAUGCAGGAGUCCUGAAGUUUUGCUGCCAUAUCCUUUUUUUUUCUUUUUCUAAAAUUUUUGGUUUGUCAGACUCGCUAAGUUAAUUUCAUGCAGCAAGGGUUUUGUCGUGCCCGAGGUGGCCCAGCCGGCAGAGGUGAGCUUUAUUGUGUUAAGAAAGGGAGGUGCCAGCCCCACGUAUCCGUCCCCAGAGCGAAGGUGACAGUACGUUUCUUUCUGAUAGUUCACUCAGCCUUUCUUAGGGGCCGGGCUGCUUCUCGCCCAGCAAAACCUAGCAUGGUCAGUUUGGGCUUUGGUUUUCACAAUUUAUGAGUUAAAAACCGCAAGCCGCUUCCACGUCACAAGUCACGCCCGAGGGCACAGGUGCGUGGCCAGCAUCCUGAGUGGCUGUGUCCAGUUUUUAGCUGCUUGGAGACCUGGAUGCAGGUGACCCUGAGGCAACGCCAGGUACACUGUUGACCCACUGUGUCAGCUAGGUAGACAGUGGGUGUCGAGACGGGUUGCCAAUUAAGGUGGAAGGAAAUCUCGGCCUCCCGUCACUGGGGGCUCCUGGGAAAGGGGAAUUGUUAGUCCUCCUGCCAGAGAACCCUCCCCAGUGGGAUUCUCAGGGCCUAUACUCCAUGGCCCUGGCCGCCAACAGGAGAGUGUUCCCGGCCUGUCGGGAGAGCGGAAGGGGACUGGAGCCGGUGCCCCGCCCGCAGCCUUGUCGCGGGGCAGCUACACUGAUAGAAGCCUUCCGCAGGCACAGUGGGACCCCGGAUGCCCUGCCCCCACCGAGGGAACCAGGUCUCUUUGGAUUUGCAGUGUUAGUUAGGACGUUCUUUAUUUCCAAGACCAGGUUUUGCCUUCCAUCAAGGCGGGAGCCGCCCUCACUGUCCCCCCUGAAGCCCGGAAUAAAGAGAGGAGGAGUGCCAACUGCAA